Cicer arietinum (chickpea) is the source of this 852-nucleotide messenger RNA. RefSeq lists its product as uncharacterized. The record is from RefSeq and is a predicted model, not a curated record. NCBI's taxonomy places the organism in Eukaryota, Viridiplantae, Streptophyta, Magnoliopsida, Fabales, Fabaceae.
AGAGAUUCUUGUGUUGUGAAUAUCGUCCAUUCUUCUUUCAUAUAAAAAGCACCAACUACCAAAAUCACUAGAUACCCGUCAUUCUUUUUCUUUUCUUUUCCUUCUUUUUAUCAUUCAUCGUAUCAUUUUCUUGCAUAAUGCAAAAUGAUUCUUUAUCUCUUUCUUCACAAUCCUAUCUAUCCUUUUCCACGUGUUUCUCUUGGAUGAUAUGUAAUAAUGUUUACAUUCAUAUAUCCAUAUAACACAAUCAUUAUUUCCCAAUAACAAACUAAGUGAAGAAAAAAGAAAAUUUCCCAAUAACAAAGUGAAAAUGGAGAGUUCCAUGAGAUUUGGGUUGAUGGCUGUUUUUGCCGUAUCCGGAAGCAUGGUUUUUUUGGCACAUCAAGUUCAUAAACGUAUACUAUCUAAUUUCAUGAAGAAAUUUGAAUUUGAAAUGGAUGGCAUCUUAUACCAACGUAAUCAAACAGAUUUAUGCGGUUCGGAGAAACAUCAAGGAAAGAAAAGGGUGCGGUUUGCAAAACAAGCGACGGAAGUUCCAAUGGAGAAAAAGAAUAUUAAUAAUGGAAGAAAUGUGAGAAGGGCACAAAGGAUGAAGGGUGAACAAGUUUGGGUGAUGGAGAAUGCUAAAAAGUGUGGACUUGGGCCCAAAUUGGAGGACACUAUGCCGCUUAAUAGAGCAGUACUAUAUAGGGGUAUUAUGAAAUAUAGGAAUAGAACUCCAAGUGGGAGAUUUCGUUUCUAAAGAAAUAGACUUUGGUUAAUUAUUAUUUUGUUUUUAACGCUUUUUUGUUGAUGUUGGUGUAACAAAUUUGGAUUGCAAGUACUUAUGUAAUUGAUUCAGGAAAUUUUGCA